AUGUCCGUCGUAUCACUUUUGGGCGUCAAAGUCCUCAACAACCCUGCUAAAUUCGGUGACUCGUAUCAUUUCGAGAUCACCUUCGAGUGUCUAGAGCAGCUUCAGAAGGAUCUCGAAUGGAAGCUUACCUACGUGGGAUCUGCUACUUCAUCGGAGCAUGACCAGGAGCUAGAUUCCCUCCUCGUCGGGCCAAUCCCCGUCGGCGUGAACAAGUUCAUAUUCGAAGCUGAUCCCCCGAACCUUCGACGCAUCCCUACCUCCGAGAUUCUCGGCGUCACAGUUAUUCUCCUCACAUGCAGCUACGAUGGCCGAGAGUUCGUCCGAGUUGGCUACUACGUCAACAAUGAAUACGACUCAGAAGAGCUCAAUGCUGAGCCCCCCACCAAGCCAGACAUUGACCGCGUGAGGAGGAAUGUGCUGGCAGAGAAGCCUAGAGUGACAAGAUUUGCUAUCAAAUGGGAUACCGAAGACUCAGCCCCCGCCGAAUUCCCACCCGAACAGCCUGAAGCCGACAUAGUCGAAGAUGACGGCGUUAAUUACGGCGCCGAAGAAGUUGAGCUUGAGGAAGGCCUGAAAGCUGAAUUGGCAGCCGCCGAAGCCGAAAAGGGUGAGGAUGAGGAAAUGGCCGGCGCCGACGACACUGCUGGCGUUAAGGAGAAGGAAGACGAUGACUCAGAUGCUGGCAGUGAGGAUCUCGAAGCCGAGAGCAGUGGUAGCGAUGAUGAAGAUGCCGAGGAGGAGGAAGAAGAGGGCGACGCUGAUGACGACAUGGAGAUGGGCGAGGGCGAGCAUGCCGAGGGAUCGAAUGCUGGGAAGCAGCAGGCUCUCCAUCAACAGCCGGGUGCGGUCAUGGUGCAUUAA
This is a messenger RNA of Letharia columbiana, 861 nucleotides long. RefSeq lists its product as uncharacterized. Gene Ontology annotation, molecular function: histone binding. Bases 1 to 861 code for a protein of 286 amino acids. The record is from RefSeq and is a predicted model, not a curated record. NCBI's taxonomy places the organism in Eukaryota, Fungi, Ascomycota, Lecanoromycetes, Lecanorales, Parmeliaceae. The transcript has 4 exons. Gene Ontology annotation, biological process: nucleosome disassembly; nucleosome assembly; DNA replication-dependent chromatin assembly. Gene Ontology annotation, cellular component: nucleus.